Molecule: messenger RNA, 1766 nt
Organism: Nothobranchius furzeri (turquoise killifish)
Lineage: Eukaryota; Metazoa; Chordata; Actinopteri; Cyprinodontiformes; Nothobranchiidae
Source: RefSeq, a predicted model, not a curated record
CUUUGCAAGGUCGCAGAGGGUGUGUCUCUCGGCUUUCUUCUCUCCUGGAGAGUUUCGGUGGUUCUGCCUCCUUGUUUUUCGUUUAGCAGAAAUGGAAUCAGCCACGCCAACGGAAGACUACUGGACGUACGAAGAGAGCUCUGCUUCUGUGGCGGGUGUCGUUGCACGCCCGUGUCUGCAGGAUGACGUCUACAGCUUUGCAAAGAUGUACCCCCCUGUUGUGUACAGCCUGAUUUUCAUCUUGGCUGUCCUGGGCAACGUGCUGGUAUUGUGUGUGAUCACGCGCUACAAAAUCUCUCAGAGGGGUGGAAUCUGUGCCUUCUCCCUGACGGACACCUUCCUCCUUCACCUGGCCGUAUCAGACCUCCUGCUGGCCUUCACCCUCCCCCUCUUUGCCGUGCAGUGGACUCACGAGUGGGUGUUUGGCACGGCCCUUUGCAAGAUCUCCGGUGCCCUCUUCUCCCUGAACCGCUACAGCGGCAUCCUCUUCCUGGCCUGCAUCAGCUUUGACCGUUACCUGGCCAUCGUCCACGCCGUCGGCUCCGGCUGGAAACGCAACACCUGCCACGCUCAGGUCGCAUGCGCCGUCAUCUGGGUGGUGUGCCUCGGCCUGAGCGGCGUGGACAUUGCUUUCAAACAGGUCUCUGAGGUCGGAACUGGUGAGGGCCAGAAGAUGAGCUUGUGCCAGACGUGGUUCGUUAGGAACCCCGAUCAGUGGCAGGUGGGGCUGCAGCUCAUCAGUCUGAUUUUAGGGUUUGGUGUGCCUCUGCUGAUCAUGCUCUACUGCUACAUCCAUAUCUUCAAGUCUCUGUGCAACGCCUCCCGUCGCCAAAAGCGCAAGUCUCUCCGCCUCAUCAUCUCCUUGGUGUCUGUGUUUGUCAUCUGCUGGGCGCCGUAUAACUGCUUCCGGCUGGCGGACAGUCUGGAGAAGCUGGGUGUGGUGGCAGGAGGUUGCCAGUUUGGCCGUGUGCUGGACUUGGGGACCUUGAUCACUGAAAGCGUGGGGCUGUCGCACUGCGCCCUGAACCCUCUGCUGUACGGCUUUGUUGGGGUGAGGUUCAGGAAGGAACUGCUGAAGAUGUUUACGGAAGCUCCGGGGAGGAGAGGCCUCCUCAGAAUGAACGACUGGAAGGAGAAGAAGCCAAAGAAACUAACAUCGUGCAGCUCUGAAAGUGAAAUCACCUCGUACUCGGUCAUGGUGUGACACCUGGGUAGAGCUUAGAAAGAACACGUGGUUUUGUGUGCGAGAGCAAGUUUUCUAAUUACACAUCUUUGGAGAAGAAAGGACAAAUGUUCUCUGAGUUGCGUGCGUGCGUGCGUGCGUGCACGUCCUGCAAAGGUGCUUUUAUUCAGUGCAGCUUAUUUGGUAUUGCUUUGUGCGUUGCACAAUCAUGCGAUGGGGGUGGAGUGUGAAACUAAAGUAUUUCACGAAGACAUUUUAUUUCUCCAUUGGUCCAAUCUUGCAAAACGUCUCGAUUUCUUCAUACCUGCUUAAAAGCCUGUUCAGCAGUUUAAAGACCAACUCUGGGCUCGGCUCGUUGUCUCUAUUGCCAUCAGAAAGUAAUGAAAGUUUCUUUUAACAGAUGUGUGUAUUAAAACGUACGCCUCGUGGCUCACUUACCCAUUUUUUAUACCAGACAGUCAUUUUCUGUUAACUCUGUUGAAAUCAAAUACUGCUGUGUAAAAAUUAAAAUGAUAUAAAAAAAAUGCUAUCCUCGUUUUGAUGUAAAAACGUGUUUCACAAUAAACAAUUUGUAUAAAAAGCA